Aspergillus costaricaensis CBS 115574 is the source of this 543-nucleotide messenger RNA. RefSeq lists its product as uncharacterized. Bases 1 to 543 code for a protein of 180 amino acids. The transcript has 3 exons. The record is from RefSeq and is a predicted model, not a curated record. Lineage: Eukaryota; Fungi; Ascomycota; Eurotiomycetes; Eurotiales; Aspergillaceae.
AUGGGCGAGAAUAUUGAGGCUGUUGAUGCACGUUUCAAGAUUAUAGCUGAGAAUCUGCGUCUGGCUAUGUGCGCCGCUCCCGAACUUGACAUGGCAUUUGAACCAGAGCUAUUCGGCUUCACUCCGGAUCACCUUGAUGUGCUUCAAAGCGAUCUCGCGGAGCUUCGAGCUUCGCUCGCAGCCAUCGGUUCAAUUGCGCAUUCUUCCGAUGAAAUCAAAUUGUUGAAGCAACUGGUCAAGAAAUUGCAGGAAGAUUGUCUUCGCGCCCAAGAGGAUCGGGUAUCCGCUUUGUUGGAGUGUGCGAAACUGCAGAAGGAGCGUAACGACGUAUGCCGUGAUGCGAUUGAGAAGAUUGAGGCACUCCGAAAAGAGAAUAGAAGGUUGAAAUUGGAUCUUGCCAAUUUAAAACACAAGCAAGAUAAAGAGGUGGAAAAGGGCAACAAAAACCGGAUUGGCAAGGAGGGUAGGUCCAAGAAACGCACUUGCACGCCCAUUGGCAAGGCCGCCGCUACAUCGCUCUCCCCUAAUUUGGGAUCCAGAUAA